Messenger RNA from Monoraphidium neglectum, 1374 nucleotides. RefSeq lists its product as hypothetical. The record is from RefSeq and is a predicted model, not a curated record. Bases 1 to 1374 code for a protein of 457 amino acids. The transcript is spliced from 4 exons. Lineage: Eukaryota; Viridiplantae; Chlorophyta; Chlorophyceae; Sphaeropleales; Selenastraceae.
AUGGCUAUCCGUGAUACUGAAACAUUGUACGGCCCCGCGGAGGGGCCCGGGGCGCGCGAGGCCUGGGAAGCCGUGGCGGCCGCGGUGGGGGCCCUGACCGCGCUGGAGGUCCUCAUGGUGGCAGGCCGCAACCCAGAGCCGCCGGGCGCGCGCCCGCUGCGGCUGGCGCCGCUGGCGCGCCUGCGGGUGUUGGAGGCGCUGCCGGCGGUGGCGGAGGGCGCGCUACGCGGCGUGUGCGCCGAAGGGGCGGCCCUGGCGGCGCUGACCGAGCUGCGGCUUGGCCGGUGUGGCAAGACACGGUUGAUUGUUGAGGAUCAAGUCACUGACGCCGACCUGCUGGCCCCCGAGCCGCUCGGCGCUGCGGCCGUCGCGGCCAUCGCGGGCGCCGCGCCCGCGCUGGCCGAGCUCUCCGCAGAAUUCGGCAUCCUCCUGCCGCACGGCAGCCCCGCCGCGCUGCCGGAGACGCUGACGGACAUGCGGCUGGGACCGUCAGACGUGGUGCUCGCGCGGCUCACGCCGCAGCUCAUGUUCCUCACUGUCCUGAACGCCCUGGACUGGGGCGUGCGGCUGCAGGCGGCGCUUGACAGCCACCCUGAGCUGGAGGGGGUGACGUUUGACAGGGGUUUCGCCCUGGACGACCACGAGGAAGACGAGGAGGACGAGGAGCAGGAGGACGAGCUGAAUGGCGGCGACGGCCUGGGGUUCCUGGCGCAGCUGCCGCAGCUGCGUGAGGUGACGAUCUCGCGGUUUGAGCACGACCUGCUGGCCGGGCCGCGUGCGGGCGAGUGGGUCAGCCGCCGGCUGUGCACGUGGGCGCUGGCGUGGGCGGGCGGCGCUGUGGAGGAGCUUGACCUGUACCUGGGGCACGCAGGGGAGCCACUCGCGGUGAUGGCCUUGCUAGGUGCGGCAAUGGGUGCACGCCUCAGACGCCUCAGCCUGGAGCUGGACAACGCAGCGCAUUCGGGCUACGGUUGGGGGUGCGACGCGCCCGGCGACGCAGGGCGCGGCCUUCUGUCUCUGCCGCUCUUCACCCGGCUCGAAGAGCUCGUCCUCAUCCUACUGCCUCUAGGGCCCCUGCCCGCGGCAGCCCCCACCCUGGCACGCAGGGACAUUCGCGGCAAAGGCCGCAAGCGCGGCGGCCAGCGUGGAUCCCGCAGCCGCGGCUGGGAGGCGCCCAUCGCCGCGUUUCUGGCGCCGCUGUCGUCGCUGCGGCCGGCGUCGCUGGUGGAAGUGGCAAUAGUUAUGCAGGCCCCGAUGCCCCGUGAUGGGGGGCCCAACGGGGAGGCCGAGCUCGAGGCUGGGUGCGCGUCCUUGGUUGCGCCACACCGGGAGUACCUGGAACUUGAACUGGAGCAGUUUGGCAGCGGCUGGUAG